Messenger RNA from Nezara viridula (southern green stink bug), 1347 nucleotides. Lineage: Eukaryota; Metazoa; Arthropoda; Insecta; Hemiptera; Pentatomidae. The record is from the annotation of a GenBank genome assembly.
AAUGACAUAGGUUAGGAUCUACGAAGUUUCAGCAGGAGGGGUUCAAGAAUUAUAAGAUGAGAACGGGGAUGUUGGAAUGAAUAAUGGAAACUAGUGGAUAUGGCAAGCUCAAAAAACCUGACGUCUACAACGCAUUUGGUCGCGUCAGUUAAGACCAAAUCGAAGUCGAGAGCAACGCAGCCGCAAUGGACAAUUCACGACGACGAUUCGGUCUUGAAGGAAACAGGAUACGAGUUGAUCAAGAAGAUUGGUCAUGGAUCCUUCGCAAAAGUUUGGAAAGCUAAAUCGUUCAGGUUGAAGAAAGACGUCGCCAUAAAGAUCAUCGCAAAACCUCUGGCGUCAACAGAAUACGUCGAAAGAUUUCUUCCAAGAGAGCUUGCCAUCAUCCAGAAACUGAAGCACAAGAACCUCAUCAGAUUUUUCGAAGUUAUUGAAACAUGGCACAGCGUGUACAUCGUCAUGGAACUGGCAGAGAAAGGUACAAUUGCCGAUCUGAUCGAGAGAAAAAAAUUCAUUCCUGAACAGCAAGCCAGAAGGUUCUACAGUCAACUUCUUGAUGUCGUAGAAUAUUGUCACUUGAAUGGUAUCGUUCACAGGGAUAUAAAAUGCGAAAACUUGCUCUUGGACCGGGAGUGUAACCUACUGCUGACAGAUUUCGGGUUCGCUAAGCAAGACGUGUACCCCCUGGCAAGCGGGAGGUUCAAGCCCUCCAAGACCUACUGCGGCAGCUACGCCUACGCUCCUCCAGAAGUCCUGGCCAACAAGCCGUACAACCCGUGCCUCGCGGACGUAUGGUGCAUGGGUAUGGUUCUGUUCACCAUGCUCUACGGGAUCUUGCCUUACAAGCACCAGAACAUGAAAGCUCUCAUAGCUGCAAAGAAGAAGCCGCCACAGUUUCCUGACUCUCCAUUCGUUAGCUCCAGGGCAAAGAGGUUCAUGUUACUGAUGUUGGCGACAGAAGCAGAACGGGCAGAGAUAAUUACGCUGAGGAAGAACCAAUGGCUGAACGUCCAUAAGCAACCAGCUGCUGUGAAACGAUUCACAUGGCUCCCAGGAGUGAAACCUAACGCCAUUGAUGAAGCAACAACCACUGUCCUCAACCGAUGCGUUCCAGAAUCGUCUGCUGAUAUCGUCGUAGGCCAUAAAAUCAAAGACAAGUCAGUGACAGCUAACCUCUCCGGCCUGAUGGAGAACAGGAUCUCGAUCGAGCAGUCCCGCUGCAGCACUUCCAAUUCGGAAGUUACCGUCCUGACGAGCGAUAUGCCCCUAAGAAACGAUAUUAGCGAGGAUCAAUGACACCCUUCCCUGAAUAAGAAAUCCUAAAUAAAUAUUUUAUCUAAACAUCUA